This is a messenger RNA of Lates calcarifer (barramundi perch), 2877 nucleotides long. RefSeq names its product NK3 homeobox 3 (gene nkx3.3). Gene Ontology annotation, cellular component: nucleus. The coding region runs from base 198 to 1010 and encodes 270 amino acids. NCBI's taxonomy places the organism in Eukaryota, Metazoa, Chordata, Actinopteri, Centropomidae. The transcript has 2 exons. Gene Ontology annotation, biological process: regulation of transcription by RNA polymerase II; cell differentiation. Gene Ontology annotation, molecular function: RNA polymerase II cis-regulatory region sequence-specific DNA binding; DNA-binding transcription factor activity, RNA polymerase II-specific. The record is from RefSeq and is a predicted model, not a curated record.
AUAGACUUGACAGCUUCUGAUGUAGGCUGUUCAUUAGCAGCCCGAGGUUUGUUCACCACAAUUAAAUUAGAACAAUUAAAGAGAGCGGUGAAAAGAUCGAAUCAGUGAGGACGUUUGCCCUGGAGUGGCUAACCUCUUGAUGCCUCCACAUAAAUCGCAUGCGAGCGUGAGGAACUAUCCGAGCUCCUGUUUUAAUCAUGACAUUAAGUUUUUCGUCCUUCUCCAUCAAAGACAUACUCACCGGACGUGAUGACCGGGGGAAGCCCGGUAACAGGAGUACAGAGGAGCUCUGCGCACCGAAGCGCAACGUCUGCACCGCGCAGGAUGGCACCGGAGUUCCCGGUCUGUCUCAUCAAGACUCGUUGGAGAGCUGCAUCCAGUCGGAGAGACUUCCUGCUGAUCUCAGGCUGUCUUUUGGAAGCCGACGAUCUGAUACCUACAGCGAUGAGGCCACAGGAGAGGAAACAGAGCGCAGAGAAGACUCUGCAGACCUGCAAACACAUUGUAUGGAGCCUGAUAAACAGCGGGAAAAGGAGGCGGAGGCAGAGGAGGAGGGAUGUCAUCACAGCGGGGAGACGGUCAGCUGUUCAUCCGACGAGCAACAGCCCAGGCCCGGUACCAAGAAGCGCUCCAGGGCGGCCUUCUCUCACGCUCAGGUCUACGAGUUGGAGCGCCGCUUCAACGCGCAGCGGUAUCUCUCCGGUCCCGAGAGGGCCGAUCUGGCGGUGGCUCUGAAACUCACCGAGACCCAGGUUAAAAUCUGGUUCCAGAACCGGAGAUAUAAAACCAAACGGCGUCAGAUAGCGGCCGAGCUGGGGGCGUGCAGCUCACCAAAGACCGUGGCAGUCAAAGUGCUGGUGAGGGACAAUCAAAAGCAGUACCAUCAUACGAAUGGAGUACACAUCCCGCUGACUGUGCCACUGUACCAGGCCUACCAGUGCUAUCCCUACCUGCACUGCUACUGCCAGCCCUGGAGCAUGAGCAGCAUGUCGUGUAGAGGGAUGCUCUGAGUCUCUCUCUCUCUCUCUCUCUCUCUCUCUCUCUCUCUCUCUCUCUCUCUCUCUCUCUCUCUCUCUCAACUUUGGAGAAUGAAUGACCUCAAAAAGUGUCAAAUACAAGAUGUAGCUGUUAGCUCUCUGUUCUGUCGGUGGAUGGUGCACCACAAGAGACGUUUUUGCACGAAGAAUUCUUUCUUGACACAUUUCUAUAGUCAAAGCUUUCAAGCUGAUUGAGAUUGUACACUUCGCUUUUAAAAAAACAAACAAACAAAAAAAAAAAAAAAAAAAGAAAAGAAAAACUGAUUUUUUAAAUUAUGGUUAUUGUUUGUUACUUUGGCAUUUUUGUUCCCCUUUAGAGUAAGACAUGAUCGAUACUAGGCCUGCAUGGUUCAAAAAAUACAGAAAUAUCUCACCACGACUAUUAAAAUGUAGAGAUAUUAUUAUUAUGGACAUUAGUGUGAAGUCCACUGUCAGUUGAUUAUUCCUGUGUGAAGAAACCUUUAACAUUUGAGACAGAGAUUUGAGAGUCGUCAUUAUUCUGUGAUGAUUUACAACAAAAAAUAAUUAGAUUCAAUAAUAAUAAUAAUUCUUUUCUUUCUUUUUUUUUACUCAUCUGCUACGUAGUUGUCUCAUAAUCGUACCUUCUUAAUGUAAUACUUGGUCUGUGGGGAGUUUUGUUAAGGGGAGGGUAGUCUGACAGAACUGGGGGAGCUGGGUUUUUUUUUUUUUUCAUCACCUCAGAUAUAUAUUUUAGCAGUCCCUUGUGGGAUUAAUAAAAAGAAAAAGCUGUUACAAUUUUAAAUGUAAGAUUUAAUUCACUUCCCAUAUUGAUUUUUGUACAGUGCCUAAACAUCAUAAUACGUAGGGAAAAAAGGGGGGAAAACUGUAUGAAUGUGGCAUUCAAUGGAUAACCUAAAGAAUAUCCUGCACUUAACGAAAAUGUGUGCUUUGUAUUCAUUAGCACAUUUAAAUUAAAUUGGCCAGUUAAUACAAUAUACUUGAAAUAACCACAAUGAGUCUUAGAGGAUGAAGCUGUAUGUUAUUAAUUAUGUACAAAUUAUUUCAGUAUAAAUAUUUUGAAUCAGGUCACUGAAACAGCUCCCGCCUCAAGAGCCCAUACGACGAUCUAUAUGUUGCUUUUUCCUUUCCUGUCAGUGACGGUCCAUAAUUCGUGAUCACGCAGAGUAGAGAGGAAUCCUGAGCUUACACAAACAAAGUGAGAAAAGGUAGCUUUUCUCGACAGCUGAACAACAUGACCGAAACUCUGACAUUUAAGCAGGUAUUUAUUUAUUUAUUGGACAUUUUUAUUGAUCAUGACACUCUACUUAACAGCCUGGAGGAACACAUUUGUCACUUGAGGUACAUGGACCUUUAGUAGCCUUUUGGAGAGUAUACGGUGUCUGGGUUUGUUUUCUAUUCUACACAAUUUUAAAGCAACAGAUUAAGAAGCAGUUGGUCUGGGCAGUGUGAAAAUAUAACUUACUGCAUGCUCUUAAAAAAGUGCAUGUGUGUGGAAAGGGGACAUGUGAUACCCAUGCCUUGCAGACAACGGCAAACUGAUUUGAAGUUUUGGUAUUACACAAAACUUCUUAAAAGUUCCACUGACACAACCAAAUUAUAUUUAGAAGAUGGAUAUUUACUGUUGUUGUUAAAAAUGUGUGUUUUGUACGUGUGUUAGGAGUCCUGCAUAGGCCUCCUCUCUACUGUGCUCUGCAUGAGUCAUAGAGGGUCAAUAGACCGUGGAGAUGUUGCACCAUCCAGCCGGGCUGCACAAGACAGCACACAUUAAUCAUGCCUUCGUGAAGAGACUACACCCUCAUCCUAAAGUUAUAUACACAAUAGCCACACUUGUUAGGAGAAUAAAAACAUGAUUCUUAAA